This is a messenger RNA of Menidia menidia (Atlantic silverside), 2831 nucleotides long. The record is from the annotation of a GenBank genome assembly. NCBI's taxonomy places the organism in Eukaryota, Metazoa, Chordata, Actinopteri, Atheriniformes, Atherinopsidae.
AUGUCACGUUUUGUUCUUGCUCACUCGGUGUACUGCCUGACCGUGCCGGGACAGGAACAGUCUGCUGAGAUACUGCUGAGAAGGAACAUGAAUGAUGGGACUCAGCAGGAUGAUAAGGUGCUGCAGCAGAUUGAGAGGGAAGUGCGAAUGCGGGAGGGGGCCAGUAAGCUUCUGGCUGCCUGUUCCCAGAGAGACCAGGCCCUGGAGGCCUCCAAGAGUCUGCUAACCUGUAACACCCGUAUUCUGGCUCUGCUCAGCCAACUGCAGAGGAUGAGGAGAGCUCAAAUCUUAGAGAGAGCGGGGAUCAGAUCAUCUGAAGAUUUAGUACCAUGUACUGGAAAAGUAGCACUAUCAGACUUCCGGAUCCCCCUCAUGUGGAAAGACUCAGAGUACUUCAAAAACAAAGGAGAGCUGCAUCGCUGUGCUGUGUUCUGCCUGCUCCAGUGUGGCACAGAGAUCCGUGACACUGACAUAGUGAUGGUAGACAGGACUUUAACUGACAUCUGCUUCGAAAACACAAUCAUAUUCAACAAAGUAGAUCCUGGGUUCCAGCUUCGGGUGGAGCUGUACAGCGCUUGUGCAGUGGAGGACUUCUCCCCAGUUUUCCCAACGCCCAGAAGAAUGGGCUUUUUGGGGGGCUCUCUGGGGUGCUCAUCUGGGAAAAAGAUCCGUGCAGCGUUUGAGUCUGCAGGUGUUUGUGGGCCUGUUGCCGGGGCAGAUAUGAGACAUGGACGCGCGUCGCUGCCUUUGUCACAAGAGCAUUCUGCAAUGGGGCCAAAGUAUAACCUGCUGGCUCACAUGACUCUGAGUGUUGAACACGUCCAGGAUGGGUUCAAGACACAUGAUUUGAAACUGUCAGCAGCAGACGACAGCCCAUUCUGGUUGCCUCUGUUUGGAAACAUGUGCUGUCGCUUCGUUGCUCAGCCUUUAUGCAUGAUUCAGCCCGUGAUAAGUGGCCAAAUCAAGGUCAAGCUUGAAGAGGAUUUAGAUUAUUGGGAAAAUGUCUAUGGUGUCCUCAGGAGGCAAACACUUCUUUGUUAUCACUGUCGAGAAGACCUGGAGUCUGAGGACAAGCCACUACUUGUGAUCCCCAUCAGAAAGGAUACCUGCGUGUCUGUAUCUGAGAGAGAGACUGUACAUGGCCAUACUAUUUACAUUAGCAUACAGCCACGGGGAGGGGAUGUAACCUAUACUAUCUCCCUGCACACACCUGAGGAAGCACAGCGCUGGAACAAGGCCCUCCAGCAGCAUGUCUAUAACCUGAACCAAUGGAGACAGUGCUGCGAUGAGACCAUGAAGAUUGACGUACCAAGUUCAAGGAAAGCCAGCACACUAAGGCAGGGGUCUCUGUACCAUGAAAUAGUAACACCUUCAUCUCCAAGGAAGGGUCCUGCGGUCCCAGAUUUGUCACAUGAAAUCCGCACUUUGCUCUCCUACUACUACAAGGAAAGUUAUGAAUGACCCUGCCACAGUAAGGCUGGAGAAGGGGGAGACACUGUUCCACUUCUUCCUAUUUAUGGGUACUGUACCUGGUCAAGAAGGACAAACCUGUGAUGAAUGCUGUUCAUUUAAAAUCCUCAAAAGCGCCACAGUCGAACUCUUCUUGCUGUUUUGUUGCUCUCCUCGAGGGAUCUGAAUGUUCUAUCUAACUAGUAUUAUUUUAAAUAAAAAUGAGAGAUUCAAAUCAAAUAAACAUAACUAAAUGAUCACCUUAAAAGUUGAAAAAGGUGAUAGUAUAUUUCAUUUUAUAUAUACCAACAAAAACAUGAUUUACUGUAAUACAGAAGCCAUAUUUAAGUCUACAUGUUUACAUCUAUAUAUUUGUUAACAAGAGAGAAGGAAUCGAUUGCUGUGUAUCAGGAGCUGCAGAAAAGCUAUGUACAUGCACAAGAAGCAAUGAAUGAAAUGGACGUUGCACUCAAACAAAGUGCGAGGCGUAACACGGAGAUUUAGAAAAAAGGAAACAUUGGAAAUGGAAAAGAACAUGUUAAAAACUAAAGAUGAUGUAAUAGUCGAGACACUGAAACAGAACCUGGAACUUCAAAAACAAAACUGUGCAGAUCAAAAUAAAAGUUACAAUCAUUUCUCCAAAUGAUUAAAAGAGAAGGAUGAGAUUUCAGCAGGGCUUAUAGCAUCAUGUAAAGGCUUUGAGCUGGAAGCUCAUGACAAAAUAAUCUGGAACUCGAGGAAAAUCAGAAAUUGACAGAGAAGCUGCCUAGUUUCACUGGUAUGUUUGUAAGUUAUUUCACUUUGCUUUUAAUGAGUUUUCUGUUUCUCUCCAUCCCACUCUUUCUGUCUGCACCAGUCAUAAAGCUGUCAGUUAGACACGCUGAAUUAUGUGCAUGCUCACUACAACACUCAUUCGCUUUUCUUAGCACAUUCAGUGAUCACGUUAACAGGAGGUAACUGGAGGCUCAGUUGCCAUAGCCAGCCUAUAGUAUGGGGGUUUGCCAGCCCAAUGGAGGAGGCACUUUUUGUUUUUGUGGUCCUACGUGACCAUUUUUACAAUGAGUCCAGCGCUGCCAUACUUUGAUUGGGACCUGAAUGAAUUACACAUCGCAGUACUAAAGACUUCUCUGCUUUGUUAGGCUUCCAACAAAUGAAUUAUGCUCACAGAGAAGAAGCUGUGGCAACAAGAUAAUCUGGAACUCAAGGAGGAAAAUCAGAAACUGACAGAGAAGCUGCCCCAAAAGGAAAAAUCUUUAUGUUCUUUAGAGCACUGUAAAUUGAUCAAUUAAAACGCUUCAACCUCAAAAUGUAAAUGAAAGGACUGCCUUAAAAUUAUCUGUUGAAUUACAAGAUGUAUUAACUUCACCAUAUGUUAUUCUGAA